UAGCAAUAAAAAGGCUCAACGUAAAAUUCUCCGACCUCGCACCUUUUCGUAGGUAGUCUUUUCUGUGAUAAAUUCCUAUUUUCUAUGUGUUUCAUUUUUCGUGAUAAGUGCCUCUCGAAAAAGAAAUUCUCUAAAUAAGCGUGUUUUUAUAAUGUGUAUGUGUGCAACAUCCCGACAGUGGUGUAUUAUUUUGUGCGGUUAAUGUCAUUGGGAUCACGAUGCGUAUCGGUUUUAUGCUUUAUUGGUGCGUAUUCGCUCUUCAUUUGUGCAAAGCUGAUGAUGUAGAAAGGACAGAAACUAAGGAUGGCGGAAGACGACCACAGUGGGGUCCCGUUGUGAGGAGCGGAUCAUAUGUGAACGACGCAGCAGUGACAGCUUCCAAUGAGCAAAUACUGGUAGAGGCAUGCAACAACGAAGCAUCUUGCCUUCAAGACAAGGCUGGUCUGGAAGCCAUCACCCAACUCCACAGGCAGCUGGACGAUGACGCCAACGGCAAUGUGGACCUCAGUGAGAGUGAUGACUUCCUGCGGGAGGAGUUGCAAUACGACAGCGGAUACGAGAAGCGUCAGAGGGCCUUCCACCACAACGACGACAUGCACAUAUCCGUCAAAGAGCUGUGGGAGGCGUGGCUCCGGUCAGAGGUGCACAACUGGACUGUGGAGCAGACUGUGGACUGGCUCGCCCAAUCUGUGGACUUACCCCAGUACAAGACACUCUUCUUGCAACACAAAGUCACUGGCGCUACACUACCAAGGCUAGCAGUCAACAACAUGCAGUACCUCAACAACGUCCUUGGCAUCAAGGACCCCAUUCACAAACAGAAGUUGGCCUUGAAGGCCAUGGAUGUCGUGCUCUUUGGACCACCUAAAGAAGGCAGUAGAUGGAAGGAUUGGUUGCUUGCUACCCUCCUACUCGGCGCUGUCAUUGGCGCGUGGGCAGCACUGCGAGCGGACCGCGCGAGUCGUACCAAGAUGCAGACUAUGCUCGACGAAAUGGACCAGCUGCGUAAAGCGGAGAUGGCGCUAGAAGAUAUGCAGAAAGACCUGGACAGAGCUAAGCAGGAACAGGAAAACGUGAAUACAGAAAAAAGAAAUUUGGAGAAGAAGCUGAAAGAGGCCGGCGAUACACCCAUGCUGAACGCGGCGUCGUCUGACCUAGAAGUGUCACAACUCAAAGCCGAAAUAGAGAUGUUAAGAGCUGAACUUCGUCGCGCGGAAGGUGAACUCGAAGACAGAUGCUGGGCCCCGCCAGCCGGUCUGCAGCAGUGGCUACAACUCACUCAUGAAGUCGAGAACCGCUCCUAUCUUCGGAAGAAGCAGCAGGCGGAUAUGCAGCUGCAGCAGGCGAGAGAAGCGUGCGAGAAGCUGCGCAAGAAACGUUCGAGUCUAGUAGGUGCGUUCGUAUCGACGCACGGCAAGUCCAUCGACGACGUCGACCGCUCCAUAGUGGAGGCGCGCACGGCACUUAACGAAGUCACUCAAGAAUUACAGGAGAGAAUGCACAGAUGGAAACAGAUUGAGCGGCUGUGCGGUUUCAACAUCAUAAACAACAACGGCUUGCAGUUCCUUGAGACGACUCUAUACAGAAACGUGAACGGCCGCCCUGUGGGCAGAGUUCGCAUGAGUAGUUCCCAAGACGAUCUAAGUGUGGGCGACGACGCAUCAAUCUGCGGCUCAGUGGCGGAAAACUUUGGCUGGCGUGAAGACUCGUCGGGCAGCGAAACCGAUGCACCACACUACCCGCUGGAUCUGAGACUUGCUGAAGCUAGGUUGCAAUUAGAAGAGCGUUUAGCGCAAGAAGCGCGUGAGAGGCGUCAAGAUGAAAAGAAAUUAGAGGAUUACAAAAUUAAAACUUCUUUCAACGACGUUCGGAAGAGUCCCGUGGACGACAGGCGGAGGGAACAAGUCCACUUCGUCUUGGGAGGUGAUAACGUGAACUGGACAGGCGAGGAUCUGCAACGUGCGCCUCACUCGCAGUCCCAACCGCAACUGCGCGCAUCCGUACGCGGCGUCCCGCUCCCCCCUCCCCGCCGGCCUCUGUCGUCCGGCGCGAUGGUGCGCUCGCGCAGUACCGACGUAGUGCCCUACACUGACGACCCGAGACCGCCGCCCCGGCACCCCUUCACUAAACACAAGACUCUCGCCGAAGGGACUAUACAAUCUGAAACGCCCACUCCAUCCAGCAACACACCACCCGAGGAAGAAUCUACAGAUUCCUCUCUAAUGGAAGACGAGAGUUUACCAAAACCGCGCAAACGACGCAUCCAACUACCAUUCGGUAAGAAAAGCAAAACGCCCGCGUGACAAACGUCCCACAGUCUGCGAUGCGCGAUAUGCCUUACACAUCACAGCUAUUGGGACUGCGGUUGUAGGAUAAGGUAGCAUGACGACAUCAUCGCACGGUACAACGGAUUAGGGAGAUUUUCGAUUGAAAAGAGAGCCUUGGAUGGUCAAUUACGAUUGUCAAUACAAUUUUGUUUUUACAUCAAAUAUUUUAUUUGUAACAUACGGGUUGCAUUGGUGAUUACAGAUAAAAUAAAUUACAGCUGUGAUCAGUCCUAUUGGUUAGCAUACAGUCUCAUAUCUCAAUCGAUUGUGGAUCUUAUGUCAAACGGUAUAAAGAUAUUGUUAUUGUAUUUAAAUUACUGUUUGGAAUAAUUUGACCUCUUGACUGCCUGUACGGCGUUGACAUCUGAGUCAAUUGCAAUUGAAGCUCCUUUGAGGCAGUUUUCUGUGUGUUUGCCUUUUUUGUAUUGAAAAAGUUGGUUUGUGAAAUACCAUUAUCAAGAAGUAAGCGGAAACAACAAUUACUUGCUUCAGUGGCGUAUUGAUUGCCUAUUCUGACAUUAUCACACACAUUUGUAGAACUGACAAUUGUAAUUGACCAUCUAACGGUCCCUUUACGCGGAUUGGAUUUCGGGUGCUGAUUCCAUACGUAAGUUAAGCUGUCUAUACUCAUCAGUGCUUGGCGUUCAAAUAUCACAUAAGACCUAAUAAAAUUGCGGACUAAAUACUAGCAGACAGAAUCUGCACCAGCUUCCGCGUAAAGAAGGAGGAAGAAGGCACCCUAAUAUACUGUUGUUGUUUGUUUGUUUGUUAGUAAAGUUUGUCUGUGAUCGUGGGACUAGAGAAAGUAAGUCAGUAAGGGUUGUCGCCACCUUUAGAUUAUACAUAGAAUUCAAUUAAAAUUAUCAAUUUACAGUAAUCGCAAAAAUGCAGUGCGACAAGGUUCAUUGUGAACGUAAGUAACAGUUCAUGGGGGACGCUGUUGUCUACGUGAAUGACCUACAAAAUAUGACGUUUACAAAGACGGCGGCGUUAGUUCUAAUUUUCGCCACCUUCAAAAGAUCCUUGUCACACGAUAAAUCAUUUUUGUUACUAUUUAAAUGUCUUGAGCGUCCAACGCGCGAGUGUUACUCCUUUUGGCUUACUGCGAAGUGUUGUUGCGACAUUUUAGGUAAUAAGAAAAAAAAUUUUUGAGUAUAAUAUUUGAGUAAUAGCGUAACAUUAAAAUAAAUUUCUAUAUUUCAUAGAGAAAAUAACUCUAUUUUGAUAUACAGGUGGCAACCCUAGUACCAGUACAGUGGAGGUCACGACAAUGGAUACACUUAAGCAAAAGUUAAUAUAGCUCCUAUUGCUACGUUAUAGAUACUUUUUAAUGACGAAUUUUUAACCAGCGACGUGGCCCCAGCUGUACGACGUGUUGUGAUAUGCGGCCUAAUUUAAAUAUUUAGACGAAAUUGCUGUCAAUUUUUAUUCAAUCAAAUGAUGUUUAUAGGAAAAAUUGUGAAUCACCAAUAUUAAUUAUAUAGUAUUUAUGAAUUCAAAAAUUAAUUACAGUACUUUAAUAUAAGUGACAAUAUCUGAUUUUAACUGGUUUUGAAAACGAUGUGUACUAAUGGCAGAAGAUUAACCGCUAAAGUAUUUUUGUUACAAAUGUACAUUUAUUGGGCUUUCGAUCAGAUUUUAUUUUAUGAUUCGUAACUUACCUUUUAAUCUUUGUUCCGCAUAUUUAGAACGAUAAUUAUUAUUGUCAUUUUAUGGCAGUCGGCACCUCACUGGGCUAUUUGUUAACUUGAUAUCGGUCUGAUCCUUUUCAUUCCUUAUAUGGACAGCCUGUUGUCAAUUUUACAAAUAAUAAAUACAAAUAGCCGAGUGAAGGGCCAGCAUUAGAUGUUUUUAUUAUAUGGCAAAUCAUGGAAAUGAUUUAGUACUUACCAUAAUUAACACAUCUCUAUUUAUUUGACCAUCACAAAUUCUGAGAUUUAUCGAUAUGUACGUGCCUAAUGAAUAUUGAACUGAUUUGAAAUAAUAAAUUGGGAAUGUUUUAUAUAUUAAUAGAUCGCAAUUCUUCCAAAUCCCCCAUAAUUGUCAACAUCUCUACUAAUUUUUUUUUGUUAUUUAUGAUUAUGUUUUGAAUAUCGAGUUUUAAUGUCGCAUGUGUUUUUUUUUAAAUUAUACUGUUAAAUGACAUUUGAUGUCCAUAAAUAAUGUGGUUCGAUUAUAAAUACUAAGCUUGUUAUUUAUAAAGCUUCUUUGUCCGCAAAAUAUGGAAGUAUUUCUUUUUCUAUAUAUAUAAAUAUCUAUAAAUUGCUCAUAAAUUUUACUUUUAAAAAUAAUGCAAUUCGGUCAGCCCUCGUUUCCAAAAAAAACCUGUUAUACUUAAUACACUUGUGUCAAACGAAAAUAUUUUAAUAACAAGGUGGUUGUGAGAUUUUUGUGUAUUUUUCUUUUGUGUCUGCACUGUUUGACUAUAAUAUAUUAUUUAAAAGCCAUUUUGGGUUGUCUUGAUGAUUGUUUAUAUAUUAUGUCUCGAUUCCUAUUUUGGAGAACGAUUAUAUUCUUAUUAUUAUAAAUUAUUGCCUAUUUAAAAUUGAGACAGUGGACAAUUGUUUACGCUGUUAUACACAGCUGUAAUUUUGAAUUUUAGUCUAAAUUAUACUUUUCGGUUCACUUUAUAAAUAAACAUUUAUGUAGACCCUUUCGUUGUUAAGUAACGAAAGAUUAGUUUGCAAUUGCUAGUGUAAAUUUAAUAUUCGCUGUAUGUAUAUAAAUUAUUAACAUGUUUAACCAUAUCGCAUCAUUCCCUGUUGUUUGUGUAGCUGUGUAUGUUAUACGAUAGUGCGAUAUUGUUUGUCCCUUAGCUGUAUGUAGGUUAAUUUAAGGCAAUUUGGUGCUAAACGAGUGUCUACAGACUGAAAACAUCAUGCAUGGCUCAAAUUUUUAUACCAAUAUAUGAAAUAUGUGACAGUUAAAUAUUUUCAACAGCUCUGAAGUUUUAAAUGAGUUAACUUAAGUUUAUGGACUUUGUGAUGACUCGUCGAUGGAUUGUUUUGUACGAUCAAGACAUCGAGAUUUUUUGGGGUUUUAAUAAUAUCAGCAAAGUACAAAAAAUUUGCGCUUAACAUAAAUAUCGUAUCGCUGUCUGAACCACACUCUGUGGCCUAUCAUGGGCUUACAGUGAUAAAGUGUUACAAAUGUUUAUUACUCGCUCCUCAAGUGAAACGUACCUACGCCAUAUAUAUACAAACUUCCAUUAGUAUUGUGUCAAAGCAUACAGUAAUAUUAAGUUGACUGUACUUAAAUUUUAAGCCAGGUAUACUACAGUACAAAAUUAUAGAAUUUGGCAAGUUUUCUUAGUUAAGCCAUAUAGCAAAAAAAUAAUGUUUUUAAGCGAUCAUGUCCUUUAUAAUAAAAUCUAUCUUCUUCGUCUUUUUUGUACUAUUAUUUUAUUUGUAAACAUCCAAGAGAGCCAUUUCGAGAAGUAAUCUCCGAUUCGUUGUUGACUGCAUAAAUAUUUUUCUAAGCAAAAUAUCUGUAAUCUAGAAUUUGAAGAAAUUAGCAAAAAUUAAAGUAAGUAAUUCUUAUUAUUUGGUAUAAAUUAGUCAAUGCUAUAAACAGCAUUAUAAAAAUGUAUAUAAAUAGAGUGUUUUCUGAUCCAUUUAAAUAUUAUUUAUUGUAUAAUGAAUGAAGUAUACUUGCAGAAUAUUAUGAGGUACAGUAAGCAUGAUUGAGGUUAAAUUUUCAUCUAUAUUUAACAAUCAAUUAAAUAAUUUUUAAUUACUGUUGAUACGUGAGGUAAGAAUACUAUCGAUAUUUUUUGAUAUAAACCGGCACAACUUUACAAAUAGCUAAAACGAAUAGCCUGGCGAACAAAACGGUAUAAUUACAUAAAAUUAAAUUUUACAGCUGUAUAAAACUGAAUGACAUAACUCCAGUGAGCUUUUGGCAUGGUUUUUAAUUUAUGAAUUUAGUAAUUUUAACACUGUUUUAGGCG
This is a messenger RNA of Chilo suppressalis (striped riceborer), 6276 nucleotides long. The record is from the annotation of a GenBank genome assembly. Lineage: Eukaryota; Metazoa; Arthropoda; Insecta; Lepidoptera; Crambidae.